AGUGUACGUCUUGUCGAGCAUAUGUGUGUAGGUAGUAGUAAUGUCGUCCGCUCGACUUACUUAACGCGUGUAGGCUGGUUGCUUUUUGUGUUACUCCGUGUUUUACACGCCUUUAUUAUCGCUAUAUUUGUCGCUUGUUUAUUAAGUUCCAACAUGUCCACUGUCCGCACUACACUAUACACUGGUCACUGGCUUUCCGCCAACUCCACACCUCGCACUACAUACUGAGUGUACGGACUCCGUGUAAACGUAUCACACUGUCCCCACACAGGUUGUCACACAGCAUUCCUGCUACAUUCCGGCCCUUGUGUCUGUGUGUGUUGCGCUGCUGGAGUCACCAGUUUCCAAUUAUUCCAUAUAUGGUAAUGUCUCAAAAUAGGUGACUCUCACGGUGUGACCCGUAUCGUGCAAGUUGCGUGUCCUUGCGUUCUCUUUACCAGCUAACGUCACUUUUGCUGUUCGCUUUGUAUUGGUUGUGUGUGUCACGUGUGGUGCAGGGUUAUAUUGUGAUGUCACGUGGUGUGACGUCACACUGCUGUACAUUGUGUUUUAGUGACGUAAGCUUGUUAAAAACAAUGCCUUUGCUGGGAGCAUAAAACAUUCUUUUUUAGUUGUCUGAAAGUAAGAGCAAAAUAUAAUACUCACUUUACACGUAUUAUAGUGUAUACUUGUAUAAGUGGACUGCAAAGUAAAGCUCUUUCGCAAGAUCUUUAUUAUUUCUGCUUACGUAAACAACUUUGGUAGGAUGCUAAAUACAUAUUUUUGUUACAUUAGUACAUAUUUUAGUUAUUUAGGUACUUGAUACAGUAUCCAAAUAGGUGCACGGCAUACGUGCGAGCAGGUUUCAGAAAAUAGCAUUAAUCAUUAUCCGCACAUAGUACACACAUAAUUAUAGUGGACACAUUCAUGUCCACUAUAUAAAUUAGCGUCUCAUGUUCUAAAUUUACAGCUGCAUUAUUACAUGUACUAAGUUAGUGCACUGCUAUCCCAUAACAUCACUCAUUUGCUGCACGUGCAAAAUACCAGCUUUACAAAUUUACUCCACGUGCAAGCGACAAAACACGUGAGGCUACCAUAGCAACGAUCCACAAUGCUUACAGAGUACUGCAAUUUUCGAAACGAAAUACAAUUUGAAGUAAACUCAGCCCAUUUGUCGCAGUAAUAACUGGACGGUUUUUGUGCAAGAUAGUUAGUGUUGAAUAGUUUGCUAGUGAGGUGCACAUCGUUGUCAUUGUCAGAUGUUACACUUCAAAACCGUCACACAUUUGUGUUUACAGUGUGACAGGAUACAUUUUAUACUGUCACACCACGGUAGUUGUGAGUUGUGACGUCACCCGCCGCCAAGUGUGACGUAACACUACGCCAAGUUGUGAUUUAAUGUAUUCAUUUAUCAUUUAUUGGUUAUAUUAAAGUCACUAUUGUGACGGUACAUUAGAACUAGACAGAAACAAAGUGUGAAGGGCCUGAACGGAACCACCUCGGUUUCAGUUCCUUGUUUAACACUGCCGUACAGCAAGGACAUCCACCGGGUUCUCUCUAAAUUGUCAUAAGAUCAAAUAGAUACUGUACAUAAAGUUGGGUUAAAACUGUGUUUCUAUUCCAGUAAUCUCACACUUGCACUCAAGAGUAAAACUGUUUGUAAUUUAAGUGACUGGUUCUUUAUUGACCUGACAACCCUUUAACCAGGGGGCACACGCUAUGAUAAGAUGACGAGUGCAGUUGCUUCAGCUCCUAUCAAAGUAGAACUGAUAGAAGAUUGCUCCUUUAUAAAGGAUACCGAUGAUAAGAAGGAAACAGAGAAGGUACAGGUGAAGCAGACUGAUGUUCCAGUAUCCAGCAGCGGGAAGAAUAAAGCAACCAGGCCAGUGUUGCCGGAGCUAGUGAUAGCGGAUACUGAACUCUUUGUAAAGACACUGUCCGAUGUUGUAUCUGAUGUUCUCUCACAACCGAGCUUGAAUUCUCCUACCAAACGUGCUCCUUCAUCAACACAGGAGAAUUCUACAGAGUCUAAGUCUGGCCAGGGCACAAAGUUCAAAGUAAUUGGAACGAGGUUGAGGAAUAGAGCGGAGAGAACGGUGACUGACAGGAGUUACAUAACCACUCCUCCACGUGCCAAGAGAACUUGCUACAAAACCCCCUCUCCCUCCCCCUCUCCUGCUUCCACCUCCUCCUCGGACCCCAUCACUACAAGCCCCAGCUCUUCCGACCCACAACGAGUCCCCUCAUGUGACCCCCUCCUACCUGGAUCACAUGACCAUAACCCCUCAUUCUUCUCUGACCCUCUACAAGUAGGAAGCUCAGAUCCUACAGACUCAACCUCUCCUCUAUCUCGUCCCUCCAGCACGGAACCAAAUGUGAAGCAGGCUCUGAGAGCUAAGAUACACAGCAGGACAAUGUCACCUGAUUGUCAUGCUGAGAGUAUUAGACAGAGUCAGCUGCUUUCUGCCAGUCAAGUUAAGGUGGACCCGGAGAACUUGGCUGUACAUGUUAAUAUUAGUGGUGUGCAUAAGCAGCACCCCUGUAUCAACUGUGGCAAGGUCUUCUCUCAGAAACUUCAUUUACAGCGACAUAUCAAGAGUGUUCACUAUGGAAUUAGAGAUAACCUGUGUGCGUUUUGUGGCAAAGGUUUCAUGUUGAAGAGUCAUCUAAUGGAGCACAUAAGAGCUGUACACUUCAAGAUAAAGAACCACGUGUGCUUGUUUUGUGACUGGAAGUUUAACAGAGUGGGUGAUCUGAAUCGUCACGUAAAGACAGUUCACACGAAUGGUAAGAAGCCCAGAAAGAGAAGGUCCCAAACCCAGGACGGGCCUGAUGUAACAAACUCUCGAAACCUGCUGACUGAUAAAAACGAGCAGAAAAUAAUUGACGUCGUGUCGGACGGAUCAGACCAGGACUACUCACACGACUCCUCCUUCUUCGACCAGCCCCUCAGCUCUAAUAAUGACAGUUUAUCGCCGUCAGACCAGGUACCACUGUCCCUGACUGACCGGUACCUCUCUGAUUACAAGAAGAGACUGUUGGAGCUGGAGACUGAUAAAGAGGGGGAUAAGAACGGGAAUAGUGGGUCAGAUGAUUUAGAGAUACAAGAAGAUGAGAUUGUCUUAUUCCCCUCAAAUUAAGAAGAAAGAUAACGAAGGAGAAAACUCGGCGAUCUCCAGAAGAAUUAAUAAAUUUUUUACGAGUGCCAACUCAAAAUCAGUAAUUUAUUAAAUCGUACCUUUUUACAGAAAAGGGCGGAAAUUUUUUAUAAAAACUUCUUAAGAAGGACAAUUCAAGUAGUACUGAGAAGUAUGUACGUUUAUUAUCGGGAACAGAAUUAGAUUUAAAAUAUUACGUUAAAGAAUCUCUUAAAGUUUUGAUUAUUCUGACAGCAGUUUAACACAAAACCCAAUUUGGCGAGACCACCUCCCAAUAUUAUUGAUAAUCUGGCGGUGCAGGAAAACUGCUGUCAGAAAUAUUAUCUAUGUAAGUGUAGGUCAGUGUACGCUGAUGUUGAUUUAUUUUACUCUUUUAAAUUAGAGAUUUAUUAAGUGUAGCUGGUGUUUUUAACGGAUAAUUGUGAUAACACGAGAUCAACAAGUUCAAUGUGAGACGGAUUGUCAAAUCGUAAAAUAGUUUUAGAAAUAAUAUAUUGCACUUAUAACUUAUAACGUAUCAUAAACUUUUCGGAUUAUUUUAUUUCCGGGGAUUUUUGAUAACUUUUCCGGAAGCUCACUUGCUAGAUGUAAGGAAAUCUACGGUCCCUUUACUGUGUGACUUUCUGACUCACAUUGGAUUUGGUUUAUGAGCAUCAAAGAAGUUCAGAUUAAGAAAGUUAGAAAG
Molecule: messenger RNA, 3822 nt
Organism: Bolinopsis microptera
Lineage: Eukaryota; Metazoa; Ctenophora; Tentaculata; Lobata; Bolinopsidae
Product: MDS1 and EVI1 complex locus protein EVI1-A-like
Exons: 10
Coding region: 1707-3119 (470 amino acids)
Biological process (GO): regulation of transcription by RNA polymerase II
Cellular component (GO): nucleus
Molecular function (GO): DNA-binding transcription factor activity, RNA polymerase II-specific
Source: RefSeq, a predicted model, not a curated record